AUGGCGCUGCCCUCUGUCAAGUCUCUAGAAGAGUGCUCUGAGUGGGCCAAGGCCGUCGAGCCCUUCAUCCCACAGCUCCUCGAGCUCCCCCGCAAGAUCAUCGCGAGUCCGCAGUCCCUGCCUCAAAUCUACCUCGAGACGAACCCCCUCGUUUCCGGCUUCGCCUUCUCCUUGCUGAUCGCGGUCGUCACUCUCGGCGUGUCGGAAUACCACAGGAACUUUUCACAAAUCGACCGGCUGUGGAGUCUCCUACCCAACUGGUAUGUCCUGCACACGGCAGCCUGGGCAUACUUAAAUGGCGAGCCGUCGCAAAGAGUCGCUCUGGCCGGAGCCGCGACCACUCUCUGGAGCUCCCGGUUGACAUUCAAUUAUUGGCGCAAAGGAGGCUACGAGCGCGGAAGUGAAGAUUACAGAUGGGAGAUUGUCCGCAAAUACGUCCCCGCCUGGGUCUUCUUCCUCUUUAAUGUGACCUUCAUCUCCUUUAUCCAAUCCAUCCUCCUCUUCGCCCUCUCCGCCGCCCCGGCCUACUCCCUCCUCCUCGCCAGCCGCCUCGAACCCGAGGUCACCGCCUCCGACUGGUCCUUCUUCGCCAUCACGGCCGGCCUUGUCCUUAGCGAGUACAUCAGCGACGGCCAGCAGUGGGAGUACCAGACCGCCAAAGCCGCCUACAAGAAGGACGGCACGGUGCAGCGCGGCUGGGCGGAGGCGGACCUCGAGCGCGGCUUCGUGACCAACGGCUUGUGGGCAUACAGCCGGCACCCCAACUUCUUCGCCGAGCAGAUGGUCUGGUUCGUGCUCUACCAGUGGAGCUGCUACGCCACGAAAGUGCUGUACAGCUACACCUUUGCGGGUUCCGCAUUUCUCGUUCUGCUCUUCCAGGGCUCGACUUGGCUCACUGAGCUCAUCACCGCUGGCAAGUACCACGAGUACGGUGAGUAUCAGAACCAGGUCGGUAUGUUUAUGCCCAAGUCGCUGUUUCCGUACAAGAAGCCCGCGCCCAAGGUCAUCCGCACAAGCGAGCUUGCCAAGCGCCAGAGCAAGAAGGACAAAUAG
Colletotrichum orchidophilum is the source of this 1053-nucleotide messenger RNA. RefSeq lists its product as uncharacterized. Gene Ontology annotation, cellular component: membrane. Bases 1 to 1053 code for a protein of 350 amino acids. Lineage: Eukaryota; Fungi; Ascomycota; Sordariomycetes; Glomerellales; Glomerellaceae. The record is from RefSeq and is a predicted model, not a curated record. The transcript has 3 exons.